Messenger RNA from Rotaria sordida, 507 nucleotides. The record is from the annotation of a GenBank genome assembly. Lineage: Eukaryota; Metazoa; Rotifera; Eurotatoria; Philodinida; Philodinidae.
AUGCAAAUUGCUCUUAUUCGUCUCAUGACUCGAGAUAAAUAUACGCUUCAAUCGUUUACCAAUUUUCCAUUAUUCUCUCGAUCAUUGCGUGAUUUUUGGGGUCGACGAUAUAAUUUACAAGUUGGUACAGUACUCAAGGAAUCUAUAUUUCAACCUCUUAGUUUAUAUAUAUCUUCACGGAUGAUCAUAGCUUUAAUAACGUUUAUUGUCAGUGGCCUUUUUCAUGUUCAUAUUGUUCUUGCCGUCUUCGAUGAUACAUCAUCAGCCUUGUCUACAUUUCUCUUUUUUAUUCUAAAUGGCAUUGUUUGUUGUAUAGAAGCGUACAUGGGCAUUCAAUUACCGCAACCAUUUGGAUCAUUGAUAACACAUGUCUUUCUUCUCCUAACAGCAUCAAUGUGUAUUGGACACUGUACACGAGAGGCUACAUAUUUUUCUGUGAAUGUACCACCGUUAUAUGGUAAUCAAUGGAUUCCAAAACUACCUAUACCUAGUAUUUGUCCAAAAUGA